AUGGUGGCGGCUUGCAGCGGCAGAUCCGCGUUCUGCACGAUGCGGUGGAUCGCCCCCGCCACCUCCUCCGCCGGUCGCUCCAUGCGCUCCUCCCGCGCGCGCCCCCGAUGCUUCUAUCCAAGUGACUCGCCGAUUUUCGCGAAGGGGAACGCGGGGCGUGGAAAUGCGGAAGAAAGGGGGGGAGGCGCGGGUGACGAGGGGAAUAGGUCGGGCGGGGGCGGAAAGGGGGGCGCAUCGGGGAGGGGAACGGAGGAGAGGGGAGGAAAGGCGGAGAGUGGGGGCGCGGGAAGGGAACCGGGAGAAAGGGAGGAGGGCGCAGAAGGGGGGAACGGUGGGGAGGAGGUGGAGGGGAUGAGGAAUGAGGGCGUGCGCGCGGCCGUGGGGAUGGCGGUGGGGGCGGAGCAGAGGAGGCGCUUUGGGCGGGGCGGAGUCCCUACACUCCCCGCUCUCCCCGCCGCGCAUGUUCUUGCCUCCUCCUCGCCCUCCUCCCUGCCUGCCUGUCGUCAGACAGCUUGCUUCCCCUCUCCAGCCUCUCAGCCCAUCACAGCCGUUGAUCUUACGGACAUCAUGGUGCUUGCAGCAUCAGGCACGCAGGUCUUAGCGUGGAACAAGGAUACCGGGAAGCUGCUCAGAAGCUUCGGCGGCCACCACCAGCGACUUCGCACGAUGAGCUACGAUGACACGGACCUGCUAGCAGCAUGCAGCGACGGCACUGUUCAUGUGUACGACAUAUACAGUGGCAUGACCACCCACAUCCUCCGCCCACACGCCCGUGCGCGCGGUGGGGCGGCAGCCAUGAGCUACAGUGCCACCAUGGGGCUGCUUCUGUCGGGCGGCACGGACGGCACGGUUCGUCUUACUGACUGCCGCUCAUCGCUGCAAUUGCACACCCUUCUCUUCACCGACCCCUCCCCAGUGACCUCUGUGCUUCUCUCAACGCCCAGCAACCGAGUGAUGGCAGCUUCGGCAUCCGGCCACUUGCGAGUAUGGGACCUCAGGUCCCCCUCUCGCACUCUCAUGGAUACCACCAUCUCCUCCCCCACCCACACCACACUCGCCCUCCCCUCCUCCCCACUCGCGCUCCCGCCUGUUCUGCUGACAGCUGGCACCACGGGAUUGGUCCAAAUCCUGGACGCCGCCUCCCUCACUCCCCUUCGCCGCCUGCGCCGCCCGCCACUCGCUGAGCUGGCACUGGGCAGCGGAUCAGGAGUUGCAGUUGAGGUGGAUGGGAGUGGUGGGACAGGAGAGGGGCAGGGAUUAAUGCGAGGAACAGGGUGGGGCAUGAGGGAAGGUGGGGAAGAGAAGGUGCAGAGCCAGGGUGGGCAGAGGGGUAGUGACAGCGCAGAGGUGCAUGCUUCAAACGGGGGAAACGAGGCAGCUGCUGGUGUGAGUGGUAGGGGGUUGCCGGGAGGAGUGACAGCUGGGAUGACUGGCAUCGCUGCAAGAACAUCCACCUUUGUCACAUCGCAUGUUGAUGGAACUGCAACCUUAUGGUUUGCUGGUUUGUAG
Messenger RNA from Closterium sp. Naga37s-1, 1509 nucleotides. The record is from the annotation of a GenBank genome assembly. NCBI's taxonomy places the organism in Eukaryota, Viridiplantae, Streptophyta, Zygnematophyceae, Desmidiales, Closteriaceae.